AUGGCUCUCGUGCUCAUGUUGCUUGUCAGUCUCCUGAAGCUGGGGUCAGGGCAGUGGCAGGUGGUUGGGCCUGACAAGCCCAUCCAGGUCUUGGUGGGAGAGGAUGUAAUAGUCCCCUGCUUCAUCUCGCCUGAGAUAAAUGCAGAGGCCAUGGAAGUGAGGUUCUUCAAGGAAGAGCUGAGUGCUGUGGUCCACCUCUUCCGGGAUGGGAAAGAUCAGAACUAUAUGCAGAUGCCAGUCUUUCAAGGGAGAACAAAUUUGGUGAAGGACUUCAUCAUGAAUGGGCAUGUGUUCCUGAGGCUGAAGAAAGUCACUCUUUCAGAUACUGGCCUAUACGGGUGCUGGUUUGGCUCACAGACAUAUAGCCAGGAGGCUACCUGGGAGCUACAGGUGUCAGAGAUGGGCUCAUCUCCUCUCAUUUCCAUCGUGGGAUAUGAUGGUGGAGGCAUUCAGCUACUCUGUCAGUCCUCUGGUUGGCUAUCCCAGCCCAUAGCGAAGUGGAAAGGUCCAGAAGGACUUGAUUUACCUUCAGACUUCAAAGUGAACAAAGACAUGCAUGGUCUGUUUCAUGUGGAGACCACCCUUACAGUCCACAAAAAUUCUGGUAGUAUAUCCUGUUCUAUCCAACUUGCUGACCAGAAACGAGAAGUGAAAUCCAGACUACUCAUAGGAAAGACAUUUUUCAAGACAUCACCCUGGUUACCAGCUUCUAUUGUACUGAUGGUCCUCUGCAUUGGUGGAGCAGUUUGCAUCAUUGGGGUGAGGAUUUCAUCCUCCAAAUCCCAGGGGAAACUCCAGAAUGAACUGGAAUGGAGAGAAAAUCACAGACAGGAAGAAUUCAGAGAAGCCCAGAAACAUGCAGUGAAAGUGACUUUGGACCCUGACACAGCCCACCCCAACCUCUACAUUUCUAAGAUGCAAGCUGUAAUAUGUAACAGUCAUCCCCAGGAUGUACCCUGCUCAAAGAAGAGAUUUAAGAGAAGGUGUGUGGUGGCUACUCAGGGUUUCCAGUCUGGGAAACAUUACUGGGAAGUGGGUGUGGGAAACAAUAACAUGUGGUACUUAGGGGUAUGCCGGGAUGAUGUGGACAGGAAUGAAAAGUAUGGGACUUUGUCUCCAAACAAUGGGUAUUGGGUUCUUGGACUAGAGGUGGAAAAUUUUUAUUUUGUAAGUAAUCCCAAUAGAAGCUACCUCUUCCUAGAAUCCAAUCCCAGUCGAGUGGGUAUCUUCCUGGACUAUGAGGGUGGGACCCUCUCAUUCUUUAAUGUGGAUGAUCAGUCCCUCAUUUACACUCUGACAUAUCAGUUUGAAGGGUUAUUGAAGCCUUUCAUUCGGCAUAAUCCACAAUAUGAGGAAAAUAUGACUCCCAUAGUCAUCUGCCCUGUGCCAUCGUGA
Messenger RNA from Castor canadensis (American beaver), 1395 nucleotides. The record is from RefSeq and is a predicted model, not a curated record. NCBI's taxonomy places the organism in Eukaryota, Metazoa, Chordata, Mammalia, Rodentia, Castoridae.